Molecule: messenger RNA, 2592 nt
Organism: Oikopleura dioica
Lineage: Eukaryota; Metazoa; Chordata; Appendicularia; Copelata; Oikopleuridae
Source: the annotation of a GenBank genome assembly
AUGCCGCUAAUCAUCGUUUGUGGACUGCCUUGUUCUGGAAAAACGAAAAGAACGGAAGAAAUUAGAGAAAUUUUGAAGCCGGAGCUAGAAAAACGCGGCUGGUCCGCGAUUACUACCGUCAAUGAUGAAUUGGCUGGGGUGAAAUAUUCAGACUAUGGCGAUUUCGGAGCAGAAAAAGAAGCACGAGGAAGAAUUCGCAAUCAAGUAGAAAAGUACAUUUCAAAAAGCACGAUCACAAUUGUCGACAGUCCAAAUUACAUCAAGGGUUUCCGCUACGAGCUCUGGUGCAUCGCCCGCGCUGCCAGUACCACUUGCUGUACAGUAGUGCCAGUUGGGAAUCAUCAGCUUUGUCGAGAAAGAAAUGAGGCUAGGGAAAGCGAAAGUUACACGAAGCAACAAUUAGAUGAGCUGAUUAUGAGAUGGGAAGAACCAGACAAAAAUAGAAGAUGGGAGUCGCCUCUUAUCCCACUUUUAGACGAGGAGGAAAUUGAGAAGGAGACGCUUCUAGGGGCCGCUUCAGGCAAAGGGUUGAAAAGUAAUCGAGCGACGACAAAUCCGCCACUGAAGAGCACAGAUUUCCUUCAAGAGACGGAUAAGAAGGUCAAAGAAAUCAUCAAGCAAAUUCUAAGUGCACAGAAAGACGCUGGAGGUUGCGGCGUUACAGUAAAGACUUGUAUCGGAGAAAGUGUGACGCUAGAAGAAGCGAAGACACCCGUUCAACUGGGGCGCGUUCUUAGUGCAGAUAUCUAUGUAACGCAUCCUCGAGGAUCAAACAACAGACUCAAUGGAGAUGGAAGAGCGAGGAAAAAUGCCAAUCGCUUGUUCGACUCGCAGAAUAACAACCGUGGAGGAGUAAAUAAAGGACUUCAGGAACUGGUCUUAUAUAGAGGCCAGACACUGGACAUAUCUUACACUCAGCAACACUCCUGCAACUCUGGAAAUGCUCACUGCGAUACAGUUAUCCAAUACAUGUGCUCGAGAGAACUUCGCGAUGGCAAAAACCCUGGUACCAUUCCUCUGGAAGGCGAUCCACAACCAGAACAUGGAAUGCACGAGAGUCACGCCAACUACGCCUAUUGCAAGGCUCGCGAAAGGAACAAAGGCCUUUUCACCAGCACCCAAAAACUCAAAGGCUCAUCAGCCAAGUACACGAGGCAAAACAACAACGGAAACCGCUACGGCCUUGAAUGUCCAGAAGAACGCGAUUACUAUCCUUACUGGGGUCGCUCCCCCUGGAAAGAUAUCGCCAUUUUAACCGACUAUCAAGAUUGCAGCAAGCUCCUUGCCUCGCUUGAUGAUUAUUCCGGCUAUUGUAAAGUCCGCAAUCAGAAGGAUCUGGAAACACUUGGCGAAAAUGGGCCGAAAUUGCCGCUGACCAAAGAAGGCUGCGAUCAGUUCUCCGCAGUUCCAGUAAAAUGGGAGGCAGAGAAAAACGAUCAAAGGCCUUUCUGCGGCUCGCCAACGCCUAGCCGCGAUAAUUUCCAUGGCGACAAUGGUCCAGGAACACUUUCCAAGUUCCAGUGGCGCAUUCCUGAUGACUUUCCGACGAAUACGCCCUGUACUAUCCGCGUCCGAUACAAUAUUUCCACUGGCGACUAUCCAACGACUCAAGAUUCGUCUUCUUCAAAACUGCGAAUGGGCCCUCUCUAUGGCCUAAAUGGCGGCGAACGAGGCUACGAGCUCCGAGCGAAUCCCCAAGUGCAGAUUUUCAAAGACUUGCCGCUUGUGAAAAAUCAGUUGAACAUCAAUACUGGCCAGUACGGUCGAACUUUCCAAGACAGGACGCAUUCUUUCACCGUUGAAAAACCAUCCGUGGGUAAUGAAAUAGUUGACUUGACUAUCUCGGGCAAGCGUGGAAACUCGCUCGAGGUGUAUCCGAACAUGUACCAGUCUAUUCACCCGAAUGUGCUCAGCGUGCCCAAAUCCGGCCUAAUCAAUCUUCACUGGACGGGAAGCGACAACAACCCACCAAAUAGCGGCAAAGGCGAUAGGAAAACUGACCUUCACGGACUCAAAUCGAGCACGACUUGUUUAACCGAAGAGAGCGCUUAUACAGUUUCUUAUUCAAAUCCAUCUACAUCUCACAAAGUACUAACGGGACUAAAGUCUACUUGCUUCCUCAAAGAUUUUCAAAACGGGGCAAAUGCGAUUCCUGUUGACGCGCUUGUUUACCAAUCGAAAGGGGAUUGUUCUGGAACUGGUCUUCAAGCUGCUGUUCACGGUAUUUGUGAAGAAAUUAGCGAAGAAGUCCUAGAAGAACUAUUUCCAAAUGCGCCCCUGUCUAUGCCCGAAAAAUACUUCAGAGUUAAUCCGAAUACUGUUUUAAAUGGAUCAUCCUUCACUCAAUCCGCUGGUGGGUUUUCAGUUCUUUCUUCAAAUGGAGAAUCCUGGACUCUACUUCACUCUGACGAUAUGAUAGAAGAACAUUCGGGAAUUGUUCGUCUCCGAGAGUCUUCUACCAGCUUACUUUUGGGUCUCACUCUUUCAUUCAUCCUGUUCGGGAUUUUGUUAUUAUCCGCGAUGCUCUUUUACCAGCGUCAUCGAAAAACCCCGUGGGAUCAGGCCUUGCUCUCUCCCAAUAAUGAAUCGUAG